AUGGACGACGACGGCCUCUUCGGCGAAAUCGAACAGGAUAACAAUCCGCUGUUCUACAGCUCGUCUACUUUUGCCAACCCUUACAAUUUGCUGCAUGACGGCCCCUCUCUGCCACGGCAGCCCCAGACUUCUGGUGCCAACCCCCACAUGGACUUCAGCUCCACCGCGUUGGUCAACUCGUCGCUUGGGCUCUCACAGAAGAUCAAGAAGAUGUUGAACAAUACCAAACUUCGCAUUGAUGUUAUUCUGACUGAACGCUUAGUCAACUCCAACGUCAUUGUGUACUUAAUUGAACUACGCCUUGACAAGCAAGAGGACGCCAUCAUCGUCAAGAGACGUUACUCGGAAUUCAAGUCCCUCAGAGAUAACUUGGUCAAAUUGUUCCCGACCACCAUAAUUCCGCCCAUUCCGGAAAAGCACACACUUAUCACCUACUUGAUCAACUCCAUUGACAAUAGCAAAGAGAUUCUGGUCAUCGAGGUGAGAAAACGCUACUUUCGCAACUUCUUGCGUGACGUAGUGUUUGACCUGAAUCCGCUGUUGCGCAAUUGUCCGUUGCUUCACAAGUUUUUGGAUCCUAACUAUGAGUUAUGCUGGGAAAACGCCAUCAAUGAGCCUCCCGUCAGCAUGCUCCCGCAGAAUCUCUUGCUCUCGAACCCGAAUGAUCCCACAGACCAGAAUGGCUUGUACAUGCUUUUGCCGUCCGUCAACGGCUUCGAUUUGGACUCUACUGACAACUUGCCUGGCCUCAAAAAGCUAAACGAUGACUUGCACAGGUUACACAAUGAAAUCAACCUUUUCGAUCUCAAGGAGUCCAACCUGCCGGAGUUGAAGGAUAACAAGAUGGCUUUUGGUGAAAUCCCUGUAGAAUUGAUUAACUACGAGAUAAACUUCCACCAGAACAUCAAGGUAUUACAUGAUCUCCACAAGCUCAACAAUCGGUCGGUGAGGAACUUGAAGCAUAUGGUAAAUGUGUUGGUGGAAUUGGGCGCCAACAUGAAUAAUUUCUCCUUGCAAAUCCAUGAGUUGAACAGUCUGGAUGCAAAUCUGCUCUCAUUGACCAUCGAGAGGUUUGGCCUGACCAUGGACUCUAGCUUCCUCAACUUCGAACACUUCUUGUACAAGCACGUUAUUCCUGACUGGCAAGAACCCAUUGACCAGUUUGUCCAGUACUACUACUCAGCAUUGCAGUUGAUUAAGUUCUACAAGUACAAACUCGUGCAAUUUAAACUCCUUUACAAGCUCAAAUUCAACAAAGCACAGGAGCUUGCUAAUUACACUAACACCCACCACUCGGUAAAGCAUUUGAAGGAUCUAAAUAUCGACAGUCCGUCCAUUAAGUCUGCAAUUAGGAAGAUAGAGACAAAACAACGGCGGGGAGGCAACUUGCACACGAAGAAAUCAUGGUACGGACUUUUUGGAGGAAACAAAACCACCUUUUCACUACCGGAAGAGAAUAAUUAUAGACAGAAUGGGGUCAAUUACGAGCAGCCGGUAGAUCUUAGCAGCCACUACCAGCACAAAAUACAGCAUAUCGAGAAGGAACUCCUCAAGCUCGACCAGCUCAUUGAGUUAUUCAACGGAGAUGUUAUUGAGCUCACUAAGAACUUGCAGAUCAACUUUGACGAGUACUUAGUGACAAUGGAGAAGAAGUGGUUGACAGCCAUGUUAGACUUCAUCCGUGCAGGAAAGCAGUUGUUCAACGAGAGUUUAGUCUCUUGGAACGAACUAAGAACUUUCAUUGACGAAACCACGGAGAACGAGCAUGGCUCUGUGUGA
Molecule: messenger RNA, 1779 nt
Organism: Sungouiella intermedia
Lineage: Eukaryota; Fungi; Ascomycota; Pichiomycetes; Serinales; Metschnikowiaceae
Source: the annotation of a GenBank genome assembly